AUGAGGCGUGCGACCCCCUGCAUUGCCUUCCUGGCGCUGCUGCUCUUGGCAGGGCCAUGCAAAGCUGACAUCUUCGACACCAUCGGGAACGCUCUGGGCGAUGCCACCCGGACUGUCGGGAACGCGGUGGACACCGCGGCUGAUGCCACCACCAACUUUGCUGGGAAUGCCGUGAGCACCGUGGGAGGGGCCAUAGGCGAUGCAGCGAACGCUGUGGGGGGUGCCCUGUCCGACGCUGCCAACGCCACUGGAGACUUUGUGGACUCCUCGCUGGACACCGUGCGAUCGGGUCUGAACACCGCGGUGGGAGCUGUCAGCGGGGCUGGAAGCGACAUUCGUACAUUUUUCAGCGGAGGGGAGGUGACACCGCUGUUGCCCUCCAUUCAGUAUGGUCCCAUCGUCGUGAAGACCCUGGUAGCGCUGCAGUAUGCCGUGAAUCUUAAUGCCAGCGACUACCAGGAUGAGGCUGUGCAGCUGGCCUUGGCCGAGGACGCGGUGGUAACAAUCCGCCAUGCCGGGCUCAACCAGGCCAUCGUCGCAUUCCAGGGCGGGAGGCUGAACAGCAAUCCCCUGGACUCCUUCAACACCACCGAGGCAGUGCCCUACCUGGAGGACUGGAUUGGCACCGCCGCCGCCCCCACCCUCCUCCUCGACUCCUUCAGUGACCUGCUGGACGGCGCCGGCUCCACCAACGGGACGCUGGUGGAGGCCGUCGAGGAGAUCAUGGGGUCCGAGACCCCCCUGCACAUCAUCGUGACGGGUCAGGCGGCGGGGGGCGGCCUGGCUGCACUGGCGGGCCCGGCCCUGGCGCUGGCCUUCCCGCGGGCCAACGUCGAUGUGAUCACCUUUGGCAUGCCCUGGACCGGGUUCAACCCCCAGUUCUCCUGGGCCUUUGACCAGCUGGUCAGCUUGUACUACGUCUGGCCCUUUAACUCCAGCGACAUCGUGCAGAUCAUCAACGCCACGCAGCACGACCCGCAGCAGAGUCUCUUUGAUCAGGCCGCCAUGGCAGUGAACUCCACCAUCGGGCCCAACACCGUGGGCAACGCCACGCUACUCCCAAACCUGCCGCCCCCAUACCCCGCCGACGCCCAGGCGGGCGCCACCGCCCCUCUGGGCGACAUCGCCCCCUCGCCCACUAGCCCCGGCCCGGCCCCCUCGGCCUGCCCCCCCAUCCUCUGCAAGUCGCGGGAAGGCGCGGCCGCCGCCUGCCUGCUGUGGCGCCCCAACAACGCCUCAGCCCUCCAGGGCCUGCCCCGGCGCUACCUGCAGAGCGGCGGCACCGGCGCCUCGGCCGCCGUGGCCUGGGACGCCGCCAGCGAGACCGCCUACAUAGUGUUUGAGGGCACCGACACCGAGGCAGACUGGGUGCAGGACCUGCUGGUCUCCCAGUCCUCUGACUUUCGCCCCACCGGCGCCGACGUGUUUGACGGCGUGGGCGUGCACCAAGGCUUCCUGAACCAGUUCGAGAGCCUGACCGACGCCGCGCCCAGCGCCGAGGAGAACAUCACCGCCGUGGUCCUGGAUCUGAGCGGCGGCCUGAUUCCGCGCAGGGUUGUCGCCGCAGGGCACAGCCUGGGGUCGGGCCUGGCUUCGCUCACUGGCGUUUGGGCCAGUGCGCUCUGGCCCAACGCCUCUGUCAGCGUGGUCGGCACCGGCACGCCCAUGGUCGGCAAUGGGGAGUGGGUGCGUGAAUUCAGGGCCAUCGUGGGGCGUGCCAACAGGUUUGUGUACGAGAUUGACCAGGUGCCGAGCCUGCCCCCCAUCGACGACUACCGCCCGCUCCCCGACGGUGUAUGGUUCCGGGCCAACUACAGCAUUGCCGUGGACCGGCCCCCCUUUGGGCUGGGGGACACCUCCUGGGACGACCACGACUGCGAGCGGCUGUACGUGCCAUCCAUCAUGAACGCCACCCGGUUGGACGUGCCUCAGUUCGUGCUGGACCUGCCCGGCGCCAACGCCUCGCUGCCAGAGUAUGCCACCGCCGGCUGA
Auxenochlorella protothecoides is the source of this 1992-nucleotide messenger RNA. Its product is annotated as Lipase. The transcript has 8 exons. The coding region runs from base 1 to 1992 and encodes 663 amino acids. NCBI's taxonomy places the organism in Eukaryota, Viridiplantae, Chlorophyta, Trebouxiophyceae, Chlorellales, Chlorellaceae. The record is from RefSeq and is a predicted model, not a curated record. Gene Ontology annotation, biological process: lipid metabolic process.